AGCGACGCGGCCGCGGAUGGGUCGGUCGUUGGUCUUUCUCCCAGGAACACGCGACGAACGUGCUCGCGACGUACGAUCGUGACCGAGCAACACUUAAUCAAGUGACGUUACCGCAGCGGAACAGAAAGAAAUAAACGAGAGAUACCCGUUGGAAGGAAGAUUCCCCCUUUAAUAUCUAUACGUGGCCUUCUUUCCCCUGCGAGUCCCGUUUGGAUUCGGGAAACUGGGUUGAUCGACCGUCUUGCUCGGACGAUCCCUUUCCCUUUCGACUGCGGAAGGGACUCGUCUCGUUUCACGAGGAGAUCUUGCGGGAUGGUCGAGCCAGCGGUGGCGAAAGAACGACACGGGGAAUGAAGCAGUGACACCGGCCAUAUCGUCCUCCAACGAAAGCCGGCACCUGGAAUCCCGUGGAGUGUUCUCUGAACUCGAGCGGCGCGAGCGGAUCGAGCCCGGAAGGUCGGGUUGCCUCGGUUAGGAUGACUGCGCGGGUCUCAAAGGCGCAGCCGAUCGAGAGGAAUCGUGAUUUAUUGGCCAGCCCGGUCGCAGCCGGACGAUAAUUCGAUACGUUGGACUGACGCUAAUCAUGGCCCGGAGCGGGCGUCCGCGAGCCGCGCGUCUAACGAGCGCGAAGAAUGCGCGUCGCGAGAGAAAGGAGACCGCGUAGACGUCGAAAACGUGCCUGACAGUGAUCCAGAGGCAACGAAGUGCGACGCUCGAGCGAUGAUCGAGCCUCGAUCCUGACUGACCCGACGAAGUGCCUGGGAUCGGCGUUCGCCGACACUCGCUGGAACAACGAGGGACCAUCCGAAACUAGUACAUCGAAAUGAAGCUGGGCGAUAACAUGACUAUGGAAGCGUACAACAUAUGGGGAGACGUUCCUCCACGAAAAUGUCGGCCACCGAAGAUCGGCGAUAUACCAAAGCACAACGCGGUGGACGAAGAAUCGCCGGGCUCGGUCACGAAGUCGCUAGCGGUUCCCCAAGACACGAGGGACCCGUCGCUGGACAUAUCGCUGGACGCGUCGAGGAACAUCGUUUUUCCAUUAGACUCGGGCUCCGCCGCGGAGCACUUCUCUUCCAUCCGUAAAUUCGAAUGUCGAAGAUCGCCGGUCGCGGAGACUGGUUUCCAAUACUCGCCGGAGAAAACGGGAGGACCGUUGAGCUUCCGGAUCGGAGUCCACGAUCCCCUGUCCUCGCGGCAAGAGUCUCUGCUAAUCAAGCAGGAAACGGUGCUGAAACAAUCGCCGGACACCCCGAAGUUGAGAAACAAAUUCUCGCAGAGGUCCAGCGACUUGGACAGUAAGGUGACCAUCAAGCUACCCCGCGAAGAGUCCUUUAAACUCAGGACGAAGUACGGCGAAGAGUCGCCCAGGUCUCCGUCCAGUCCCGAGGACCUCUCCGACCGAGAGAUCCUCGAAGUCAGGAAGGACAGCGCGCUGUUCCUCGAGGAGACAGAGGGACUGCCUACUCUUCGGGAGAUCCUGAAGGCCAGGGGACCCAAGAUCAUCAGACCCAGGCGGGAAAGUAGCGGUUACGCCAGCAACCUGGGCACUUUCGACGAGGACAGGCGGAGCUCGUCCACGGCGGACGUCCCGCAGGACUUGUCUUCGUUCCUGAAGGAAAGACGCAGGUCGUCUACCGGGCCGAAGCGCCCGAACUCCAGAGUGAUCGUCAGCAGGGCUGAGGAUAGCCUGACGGAGGAAGCGGACACUGUCAGGAUGCCGACCACGGAUGUGCACCGGAAGCUGUCCAACGCAGGACUAGACAUGCCUGACAUCGAGGAAGCGAAGGAGCUGAUGAGGGACGAAGUUUCCGCCACGCUCGAGACUUUGGAUAGCUUGUGCGACCUCGUGAACCCCGUCAGCGCGGCGAGUUCCGGUGGGCCGCAGCGUCUCGCCGAAAUCGGACACCGAAGCCCUCGAGGGGACGAAGAAGGCUUGUGUCGCUCCGAAAUACCAAGAUCCGUUCGGACCGUCACCGUCACCUCGACGAUCGACCACUCCUCGACAUGUUUGACGCCCUCGAACCGAUCGUUCUGCCAGCUCAUCCCGUUGAACCCUGACUCCACCGGCCGGAGCACUGGAGCAGAAGCUGAGGAGACUUGGGACCGAUCGAAGUUGAGGAUCAACAUCGAACCGAUUAACCCAUCGGCGGAGGACGUCGUCAAGACCGAGGAGGACUUGAUCGACAGGCUGGCGCUACCGUACAACGCGGACAAUGGAACUGGCCAAUUCCAGAACGACCAGUCGAAGGUCCUCCCCAGGACUGUCAAAGUCUACCAGCUGCUGUCCACCCAGUCCGAAGACAGGACCGACCGGGAGAUGUACCUGGCAGACAGAAGGACGUCGCUGCAGAUAUCCAAGCGCGACGAUGUGUCCCAGUCUAUAAUGAUGACUGCUGAAUCGAAAGAUGACGUGACCGGGGGCAGUACUCUUUCUCUGAGCACUAGUGUCUCCAAUGACAUGAACACCAGAUUGUUUGCUGAGAUCACCGACGACACUCUCGUGAAGAAAGGCUAUUUAUCCACUGAUACGGGAGCGAGUCAGAAAUUCCUUGGCGAUAGCUCCAAUGUCAGCAUCAGGCCUAUCUAUCCUUAUUGUCCUUAUUCGCCGUAUGGGAGUCCCCAAGGCUCGCCUAGGAACAGGAGGAGACCGCUCAGGGAGAGCAGGAGGGUGUCCAUCGACAAUAGGGAGGGUGCUCUGCAGUUGAACCAGUACAAGUUACUGGACAAUAUUGGCCAGGGCUCGUACGGGAUCGUGAAGCUCGCUUACAACGAGGAGGACGAGACCCACUACGCGAUGAAGAUCCUGAGCAAGAAGAAGCUGAUGAAGAAGGCGGGCAUCUUCGGCAGAAUGGCGCCGGGCAGGAAGGGCGCGGCUGACCCCCUGGCGAAGGUCUACAGGGAAAUCGCGUUGCUGAAAAAAUUGGAUCACCCGAACGUCGUGAAACUGGUCGAGGUGCUCGACGACCCGGACGAAGACAAUCUCUACCUCGUUUUCGAGCUGGUCCAAAAGGGAGAGAUACUACAGAUUCCCGCGGAGAAACCGCUCGACGAGGAAACCGCUAGGAAGAACUUCCGCGAUGUCGUGAUGGGCGUGGAGUAUCUUCAUUACCAGCGGAUAGUGCACCGCGACAUAAAACCCAGCAAUCUGCUGGUGGACAGCGACGGCCGCAUUAAGAUCGCUGAUCUGGGUGUCAGCGCGGAAUUGAGGGCAUCCGGAGAAUUAUUAACUGGACCAGCUGGCACACCGGCGUUCGCCGCACCCGAAACAACCACACCUGGCGCCCAUUACUCCGGAACUCUGUGCGAUGUGUGGUCGAUGGGAGUGACGCUCUACUCGUUGGUAACCGGCAAGGUGCCUUGGUACGGUUCCGGUAGCAUAAUCGGCGUCCAAGCGGCGGUUCGCACCGAGCCGUUAAAGUUCCCGGAGGAGCCGUUGCUCUCGCAGGAUCUCUGCGAUCUGAUCUCCAGGAUGCUGGCCAAGAACGCGGCCGACAGGAUCUCGUUGCCAGGGAUCAAGGAGCACGCCUGGCUGACCAAUCACGGUGCGGAACCACUGCCAAGCGAGGCCGACAAUUGCCGACUUCCGGUCACCGUCACGGACGAGGAGGUGGAACGUGUGGUCACCAGGAUACCGAAGCUGGAUACGCUGAUCCUCAUCAAGACCAUGCUGAAGCAGCACAGUUUCCAAAAUCCGUUCUUGCCGAAGAAGAGUGGGAAGGCAGCGGGCGCCGACGCUGUCGGUGUCGAUAGUUUGGAGUUGCCCUCGACGCCGAGGUCCGUGGAGACUCAGGUGCCUGGGAAAUCGGUCAGGAACGUGAAGUCGGAACGAUUCCAGCGAACCGGAAGAAGCAACUCUGCUCCGGACUCGUAUGACUGGCAGACAAACGGCAGACAAAUGUCCAUAGAUAGCGCCCUGCCGCCGGUCACGGAAGCGUCCAGUCAAGAAACCGAGACAGAGAGGCGGUGAUAUUAUCCACAAUCCCGAUACAGCAUCCGAGGAAAUCGCCGUUGAUUCCACGAACAGUCAGGAUGCGUACACGCGAAUAAUCAAAGACAGAAUCUCGUCCAAAUCGGUCACGACAGAUCCCCGACGGCAAAAUGCACAGCGCUCGUUGCGAAUUCGCCUUAAACACUUGAAGAACGUACUUACGCGGUUCCUGAAACCGGAAUGCGACUACUUUACGGAUAAUUCGGACGAGCAACGGGGAAGGGAACAAGCUUGAUGUUGAGCGUUCCGCUCCCACCUAAAUAUAGACGAGGGAAACAUUUAAUGUAGACUGCGGCCCGAAGUGAAAACAAAGUCAGACCGAAGUAUUCGUAAGUCGUAAGUCCUGGGAGCGAAGAAGAUAUUUUCGUUUCGGUUAAUUCUUCCGAGCCAUCGAGCAUGCGGCGUUCACGGUUCAACAGGGCGUAAAGUGCGAAACACGGCAGGAAUGGCUCUAGUCUCGCACGAUCGUCUUUCGGCACACGAUAAUCAAAACCUGAACUUACGAUUCGAUACACUUUUUCCUUCCGAACAACCAUCGAACGAAACCAAGGUGUACCAUCGAUUUCACGGUCCUCAGGCUCGACGAAUCGUUCGUCCUCUUUAAGCGGAAAAUAUUCGAAGAAGGAACAGCCUGAGCGCGCGACGGAACGGAAACGAUAACGGCUCGGAGGAAUUAACCGCAAACCGCAAGGCCAUUUGGCGUUUUACUUACUAACUUUAGCUAGGCGAUCGUAAGUAGAUGGACAAACUUAGCCGUAUUUUGUAUGCACGUUUAGCUGUAUUUUGUAAGAGGCUUGGAAGAGCAGCCAACGAGACAACGACAUCGUUUGUAUUAUAGAUUCGUGUUAGCGCUACACAGGAACAUAAAUGAUUUCGAUGUUUUGUUGACGCGUUCUGUGAUCGUGAUCGAGCACCUCCCCGUAACCUUUACAUUCGGCGAGAAUCUUUUGUACGUUCGAUUGACUGUUUAAGCUUGUUUUCAACCGAAUAUUUUACAUUCUCGAACGUCCGUGCCGGAUCCAGGGAGAACGUUCCGCGAAUACCGAAGACGUCCCCUAUCUUCCUGACCAUCUCCGACGAGAAAGAAACAAAGUUUCGCCGCGAACCUCGACUCGAUCGUCUUCCCUAGACUCGGUACAACGGGAUCACGUGAUCGCGGGGAUCACGCGACAACUGUAAAUAAUUAAUUCCUAUUUUAUAGUCCGAUUUAUAGUCCUAAGUCCUAUUUUGUAAGCACGCGACCAAGUCACCGCAACCAAAGUCAGAUUCUUGAUUUCGUUGGACCUUAACCCUUUGCACUCGAGAGGUGACUCUCAGUCACUCGAUUCGAUACAACAAAACUAUAAAGUUGAACAUUUAAUAUUUCAAAUUGAACUUCGCAUUGUUACGUGAAGUAUUGAAAUAAACCACCUUC
Molecule: messenger RNA, 5405 nt
Organism: Nomia melanderi (Alkali bee)
Lineage: Eukaryota; Metazoa; Arthropoda; Insecta; Hymenoptera; Halictidae
Source: RefSeq, a predicted model, not a curated record